Messenger RNA from Rhinichthys klamathensis goyatoka, 1701 nucleotides. RefSeq names its product ATPase Na+/K+ transporting subunit beta 2b (gene atp1b2b). The record is from RefSeq and is a predicted model, not a curated record. The transcript is spliced from 8 exons. NCBI's taxonomy places the organism in Eukaryota, Metazoa, Chordata, Actinopteri, Cypriniformes, Leuciscidae. The coding region runs from base 234 to 1115 and encodes 293 amino acids. Gene Ontology annotation, biological process: potassium ion import across plasma membrane; intracellular sodium ion homeostasis; intracellular potassium ion homeostasis. Gene Ontology annotation, cellular component: sodium:potassium-exchanging ATPase complex. Gene Ontology annotation, molecular function: ATPase activator activity.
CUCACACUCAGUUCUCGCUUGAAUGCUCAGGGUUCGGCAGAGUGCAGUGCCUUGAGAAUCUCUUGUAGGCUACCCUGUUUUUCAAAUAAAAACGGUUUCCAUUGAGACCUAAAAGCUCGUUUUAACCAUUUCUCUACAACAUUCAAGGGUUGAAUAACUCUUUAUUACUCUCAAAGAGAGUGUUAGCUUCGAGGCGUUGACUCUGUGAGUGCACAUUUAUUUCGUCCAGCAAAAUGGCAAAAGAUGAUAAGAAGAGCGGGUGGAAAGAGUUCUUCUGGAACCCGAGGACGCGCGAGUUCUGCGGGAGGACCGCGAGUAGUUGGGGUCUGAUCCUGCUGUUUUAUCUGGCAUUCUACAUUUUCCUGGCUGGAUUAUUUACUCUCACCAUGUACGUAAUGCUACAGACACUCGACGACCACAAGCCAACAUACCAAGAUAGACUUUCAACUCCAGGGAUGAUGAUCAGACCUAAAGGAGAGCAGUUGGAGAUCGAUUACACAGUGGAGUACACAGAGACCUGGGAAAGAUAUGUCCAGGCCCUCAAUAACUUCCUCUCUCCCUACAAUGACUCAGUCCAGGCCCAGAAGAAUUACGAGUGUAAACCGGAUCAGUACUUCAUCCAGGAGGACAGCGGCAGUUUGAAAAACUUCCCCAAACGUUCCUGCCAGUUCAAACGCUCCAUAUUGGAGGAUUGCUCUGGGCUCACAGACCGUUAUUAUGGUUACAGUGAGGGCAAGCCCUGCGUCAUCAUCAAGCUCAACCGUGUGAUCAAUUUUCUACCUUCUUCAAACAGGAACCCUCCUUACGUCACAUGUGCUGCUAAGAAAUACAAAGUUGGGAAAGACGAGUGGGCGGAUGACUCAGACAAAAUUGGUGAACUGAUGUACUUUCCCCCCAAUGGCACCUUCAAUCUUAUGUACUAUCCAUACUAUGGCAAGAAAUCCCAGGUAAACUACUCUCAGCCUCUAGUGGCCAUUAAGUUCCUCAACAUCACCAUGAAUGAGGAUGUCAACGUGGAGUGCAGAAUCAACGCUGACAACAUUAAAGUGGGCAGUGAGCGAGACAAGUUUGCUGGGCGCAUUUCCUUCAAACUGAGGAUCAACUCCAGAUUUUAAAUAGAUGAAAGUGUGUUCCUUUAUUUCACACACACACACACACACACACACACACACACACACACACACACACACACACACACACACACACACACACACACACACACACACACACACACACACACACACAGACAGACACACAGAGAGAGAGAGAGAGAGAGAGAGAGAGAGAGUGUAUGAUUAUGCACAGAAGGCACAGCUAGAGACAUAAGCCAGGCACAUCAAUCUUCAGCACAGGCAGAUCAGAGAAUAAUACUUCAAAAUUUCAAAGCAAUGUAUUUUUUUUUUCAUUUGAUCCUGUUGUGAGGUUGUAGAGAGUUAUCAAGGUUGUGGCUUUGUGUGUAUUAAUGUGUGUACAUCUGUGUGUGCGUGUGUUUGCAUGUGUGAAUUGAGAUAUUACAGUCUUUAUUUUCUGAAACAAAAGUUAAACCGCAUGCUCAGCUAUGAGAGCUAUUUAGUAAAUAAUACAUUAUUCUAUUAAACAAUAUUAAGAAUAAAGGGACAUCAUUUUUUAAAAGGAGAAAAAGUCAGAACUUAAAAAAUGCUGUUUUUCUUCCAUUAGUAGCUGUAAUAAUUUAUCAGAAAA